AUGUAUGGUUUCCGAUCUUUUUCUUGUGAUAACUUUCGUACUCCACAGGAAAGGAAUUAUACAACUCCAUACUCUAGGAAUUAUGGAACGCCAGAUUCUAUGAGCUAUGGAGCUCGAGAUAUGAGAUAUGAAGCUUCAGAAAGGAGAUAUGGAACUCCGGAUUCUAUGAGCUAUGGAGCUCGAGAUAUGAGAUAUGGAGCUUCAGAUAGAAGAUAUGGGGCUCCAAAUAUGAGAAAUGAAGCUUCAGUAACUAGAUAUAGACCUCAUGAUUCUAGGAGUGACAGUGGGGCUCCUGAUAUGAUAUAUGAAGCUUCGGAUAUUAGAUAUAGACCUCAUGAUUCUAGGAGUGAUAGUGGGGCUCCUGAUAUGAGAUAUGAAGCUUCGGAUAUUAGAUAUAGACCUCAUGAUUCUAGGAGUGACAGUGGAGCUGAUACUAGGAACUAUGUAGCUCAGAAUAUUAGAAACUAUGGAGCUCCGGACUCUAAGAGCUAUGGAGCACCAGAUUCACAAAACUAUGCUCAGGAUUCUCGGAACUAUGUAGCUUCCGAUUCGAGAACCUACUCUCAGAACUCCAGGAAUUACGGAGCUCUCCGCCAUUCUAACACUGGAUAUUUUCGACCAGUUGAAACAAGUUAUGAAAUAGAAGAAGUGAACGCACAAGAUACAGGUAUGGGCACAUUGCAGACACGAUACACUUCUACUAUUGUCUACUGUAUUAAUAAACCAGCACAAUACGCAAUAUAG
Lottia gigantea (owl limpet) is the source of this 744-nucleotide messenger RNA. RefSeq lists its product as hypothetical. The transcript is spliced from 2 exons. Bases 1 to 744 code for a protein of 247 amino acids. NCBI's taxonomy places the organism in Eukaryota, Metazoa, Mollusca, Gastropoda, Lottiidae. The record is from RefSeq and is a predicted model, not a curated record.